Messenger RNA from Ictidomys tridecemlineatus (thirteen-lined ground squirrel), 3084 nucleotides. RefSeq names its product protocadherin beta-16. The record is from RefSeq and is a predicted model, not a curated record. Gene Ontology annotation, biological process: homophilic cell-cell adhesion. Gene Ontology annotation, molecular function: calcium ion binding. Lineage: Eukaryota; Metazoa; Chordata; Mammalia; Rodentia; Sciuridae. Gene Ontology annotation, cellular component: plasma membrane.
UUGAUGUGGUGUUGUAACCUUAUAUAGCCCACUGCUACAUAGAGGCAAUUUUAGGAAUAUUGCAUCCAUUUUCAUUCCACAAAUUGUAAGAACCUAUAAGGACGCUUGGUGGCGCUGCAGGAUAAGAAGGUACAAACCGGAACCAUAGGUGCGACUCCAAUACGGGAAAAUUUACCAGCAGAGGCUGGAAACCCAACCCAAGCUUGAAUGCCACAGAAAGGAGGACUGGAUCCUCUGAAAAGGACUCUAAAAAGAACUGGAAUAUUUCUCAGAUAUCUUGCGGAAUACCACAGCAUCAGAUACUCGCGACUUUACAGUUCAGCAGACAAUCUUGCAGUGGGCUGUACCAAACACAAUGGAGGCCAGCGGGAAACGCAUCUGCAGACAAAAGCAAGUCAUUUUCUUUUUCCUAUUGGGCUUAUUUCAGGAGGGAGCGGGAGAGCCUAGGCGCUAUUCUGUAGUGGAGGAAACUGAGGGCAACUCCUUUGUAACCAAUCUAGCAAAGGAUUUGAGUCUGGGACAAAGGGAAUUCUCCAGGAGGGGGGUUAGAAUCCUCUCCAAAGGGAAUAAGCUACAUUUGCAGCUCAAUCAGGAGACUGGGGAAUUGUUACUAAAUGAAAAACUGGACAGGGAGGAAUUGUGUGGGCACACAGAGCCCUGUGUGCUUCGUUUCCAGGUGAUGCUAGAGAGUCCUUUAGAAUUUUUUCAAGCUGAGCUACAAAUAAUAGACAUAAAUGACCACUCUCCGGAGUUCCUGGACAAAGAAAUGUUGCUGAAAGUAUCAGAGAGCAGUCCUUCUGGAACUACAUUUCCUCUGAAGAAUGCUCAGGACAUGGAUGUAGGCCAAAAUAAUAUUGAGAACUAUGUGAUCAGUCCCAAUCCCUAUUUUCGGGUCCUUACCCGAAAACGCAGCGAUGGCAGGAAAUAUCCGGAGCUAGUGCUGGAGAAAGCGCUGGAUCGAGAAGAGGAACCUGAGCUCAAAUUAACCCUGACAGCUCUGGAUGGCGGCUCUCCUCCGCUGUCUGGAACCACACAGGUCCUUAUUGAAGUGUUGGACAUCAACGAUAAUGCCCCUGAGUUUCAGCAGCCAAUCUACAAGGUGCAAAUUCCUGAGAACAGCCCGGUAGGUUCUCUGGUAGUCACUGUCUCCGCCACUGAUUUAGACGGUGGCGUCUAUGGAAAAAUAAUAUAUAUGCUCUUUCAGGCUUCAGAAGAUGUUAGCAAAACUUUGGAGCUAAAUCCUAUGACAGGAGAAAUUCGACUUAGAAAACAAGUAGAUUUUGAAACAGUCCCGUUUUAUGAAGUGGACAUCAAGGCUAUAGACGGAGGAGGUCUUUGGGGAAAAUGCACUCUUCUCCUGCAGGUAGUGGAUGUAAAUGAUAACCAUCCCGAAGUGUCCAUGUCUGCACUCACCAGUCCCAUCCCGGAGAACUCCCCGGAGAUGGUGGUUGCUGUUUUCAGAGUUUCAGAUCCUGACUCUGGGAACAAUGGAAAGACGAUUUGCUCCAUUCGGGAAGACAUGCCCUUUCUUCUAAAACCUUCAGGCAAGAACUUUUACACCUUGAAAACAAAGAGAGCACUAGACAGAGAAGAAAGAGAGGAAUACAACGUGACCAUCACUGUUACAGAUAUGGGGACACCCAGAUUGAAAACACAGCUUAACAUAACAGUGCAGGUAUCAGACAUCAACGACAACGCCCCUGCCUUCAGAGAAACCUCCUAUACGCUGUUAGUGCGCGAGAACAACCAGCCCGCCCUGCACAUAGGCAGUGUCAGCGCCACAGACAGAGACUCAGGCACCAAUGCCCAGAUCACCUACUCGCUGCUGCCAAACCAGGACCCAAACCUACCCCUCGCCUCGCUGGUCUCCAUCAACGGAGACAAUGGGCAGCUGUUCGCGCUGAGGGCGCUGGACUUCGAGGCCCUGCAGUCAUUCGAGUUCCACGUGGGCGCCACAGACCAAGGCGCGCCUGCGCUCAGCAGCCAGGCGCUGGUGCGAGUGGUGGUGCUGGACGACAAUGACAACUCGCCCUUCGUGCUGUACCCAAUGCAGAACGCCUCUGCGCCCUGCACCGAGCUGGUGCCCAGGGCGGCAGAGCAGGGCUACCUGGUCACCAAGGUGGUGGCGGUGGAUGGAGACUCGGGCCAGAACGCCUGGCUGUCAUACCAGCUGCUCAAGGCCACGGAGCCAGGGCUGUUUGGCGUGUGGGCUCACAAUGGCGAGGUGCGCACCUCCAGGCUGCUGAGCGAGCGCGACGCGGCCAGGCACAGGCUGGUGGUGCUGGUCAAGGACAAUGGCGAGCCUCCGCUGUCUGCCAGCGUCACGCUGCACGUGCUGCUAGUGGAUGGCUUCUCCCAGCCCUACCUGCCGCUCCCGGAAGUGGCGCCUGAGCGCGCCCAGGGGGACUCACUCACUGUCUAUUUGGUCAUUGCUUUGGCCUCUGUGUCAUCGCUCUUCCUCUUCUCUGUGCUAGUGUUCGUGGCGGUGAGGUUGUGCAGGAGGAGCAGGGCGGCAUCGCUAGGUGUGUGUUCUGUGCCUGAAGGCCACUUUCCGGGCCACCUGGUGGAUGUCGCCAGCACUGGCACUAUGUCCCAGAGUUACCAACAAGAGGUGUGUCUGAAGGGAGGUUCUGUGACCAGCGAGUUUAAGUUCUUGAAGCCAAUUAUCCCCAUCCUCCAGCCCCAGUGCCCUGAGAAAGAAAUAGAGGAAAAUUCUUUCUUCCACAAUACUUUUGGACUUAAUUAUUGAUAGAAAUCCAUUCAAUAAGGGAAAGACACUUACUCACCCACUCCCAGUGCUGGUAAAUCACCCUGCUUAGGCCUCUAAAGUAGCUGAGAUUACAAGCAUAUGCCAACAUGUCUUGUCAUAAACUGUUUAAUAUUGUCUUGUUGGUUAAAUUGUUUAUGUCCAUUAUCAUCAAUUUUUAGUACUAUUUAUUUUUCAGUUUAAUUCAUUAUCAACUUACUACAGUUUUUUCUUUAUGUUUACUCAAUUGUUUUCUCAUAGACUUUUUUCCUCAUAGACUAUUAAUGAGUUGGCUUUAUCUUCAAAGCUGACAGCAUUUUAAAAUUUUCUUUCACCCA